AUGGCUACAGCUAUUUUAGUGGAUCUGUUUCAUCUUAGCUGCCCCACGUACGGAGCGUGUGUGGUGGAGCACACGAAAAGGGUGUCCGCUCUCAUCGAUAAUGACGCGAACGGGCCUGUUUACCUUAUUCUUUGUCAACCUCGAGAGGUAACGUCGGAUACACGGAACCUGGAGCAGCAUUUCAGUCGAAAGAAACAAACCCAAGUUCUCAAACAUGAAUGCAUAGCAGCUUCAUUAUAUACAUUUAAACAAGCUGUGGACGAAUCGGGCAUAACCGAAGUUGAGGUCAUAACUUCUGCUCAGCGGAGAACGAUUAUUCAGAUGUACCUGGAUCUUCUCUUCACUGCCAUCUACAAGUUCGAGUUUAAAGUGGUGUUGGACCACUUGGAUUGCUCUUUCGAUAGCCCCACGAUGACCCGCGUGCAGUUCACAGACGUCAAAGAUGAAGUCAGCAAUUUUCUGCAGCACCUUCCAGCGGUGCGCGGAGAAAUCACAAUUCUCGGGUCAUCUUUAAUCUCGGACUGUUUUUCGCAUGGGUUCACUACCCGAUCAGGGGGCAUCUCCUACAUCAGCACCCUGAGCUCCCUCAACCUCUUCAGCAGCUCCAGACGCAGAGACCCCAAGGCAGUGGUGGCUGAAAACCUCCGUCGCCUUGGGCUUAAGGCCGGAUUCCAGCCUCACCAGUUCCACCUUAUAAAGACCAAUCAUGCCAGUGACGUGUGGGUGAUGGGUAAGACACCACCUGAGAGCUAUGAUGGGAUUGUCACCAACCAAGCAGGUGUUGUCAUAGCAGCACCAGGGGCUGAUUGCAUGCCACUGCUCUUUAGUGACCCUGUGGCAAAGGUCAUAGGAGUGGCACAUGCAGGCUGGAAAGGCACGCUCAUGGGGGUUGCCAUGACAACAGCGAAUGCUAUGGUCUCGGAGUUUGGCAGUAAACUUGAGGACAUCGUCGUCGUGAUUGGCCCCUCGGUCGGCCCCUGCUGUUUCACUCUGGAGAGGAAUUCGGCUAAAGAGUUUCAUUCCAUACACCCAGACUGCGUCAGGGACAUAGAAUCACCCAUGCCUUAUGUCGAUAUCAGACUUGCCACUAGAAUUCUCCUUCAGAGGGGCGGGCUCCUUCCCGAGCAUAUUCAGGACGACACGGUGACGGACAGGCCAAAUGUCACCCUCUGUACCUCUUGCCACCCAGAGUCUUUUUUCUCCCAUGUGCGAGAUGGCAUCAACUUUGGCACACAGAUAGGGUUCCUGUGGAUUAAAGAAUCCAGCGACAUUCAACAAAUAGACAGUUAA
Messenger RNA from Chanos chanos (milkfish), 1290 nucleotides. It is a transcript of the gene lacc1, whose product is annotated as laccase (multicopper oxidoreductase) domain containing 1. The coding region runs from base 1 to 1290 and encodes 429 amino acids. NCBI's taxonomy places the organism in Eukaryota, Metazoa, Chordata, Actinopteri, Gonorynchiformes, Chanidae. Gene Ontology annotation, molecular function: copper ion binding. The record is from RefSeq and is a predicted model, not a curated record. The transcript has 5 exons.